AUGAGCUGUAUCAUGGACCUCACUCGCUGUGGUUUCCAGUUUGAGCCUAGAGAUGAUCAAAUUGUCCACUUAUAUCUACUCAACAAGGUCCGUGGAACCCCACUUCCAUGCCAAGGACUCAUUCAAGAUUGCGAUAUCUACGGCGAUCAAGAACCCUGGCAGAUUUGGGAUAGACUUGGCGGACCAACGUACAACAACAACGACUUUCUUUACGUUUUCAGCUGUUUGAAGAGGAGGACUGCCGGGGGUUCUACGUUCAAACGCAAUGUGGGAUCCAGCGGAGGGACUUGGCGCGGAGAGGACACAGGGAAGAAGUUUGAGGUACAAGGAAUUGGAUGGACUCAAAAGCGGUUUUCAUAUCGAAACAAGAAGAAUAAGUGUGAGAAUGGGUGCUGGUUGAUGCAGGAAUAUUGUCUUGAUGAAUCUGAAGGGACUGUGGUGUGCCGGAUAAAAAAGAACCACAAGAAAAGAAAGGGUGAAGAUGGGGCUGAUGGGUUUGGAUCGAAGCGCGCGAGGAGGGAUGAACAAGUUAUUGGUGUUGAAGAAGGUGUACAAGUUGUUUCUGUUCCUGCUGUUGCUGCUGCUGACGAACAAAUGGAAGAUGUUGAAUUUGCAAAUUAUUUGGGUUCACAGCUUCAAGAUGAACAAGUUGUUUCUGUUGCUGCUGAUCAAGGACAAAGGAGUACUAUUGCUUCUGAACAAGUUCCUGCUACUGAAGAAGAAAUUGAUGAACUUGAAUUUGCAGAAUUCCUGGCUGAGCUUCAAGAUGAUGAAGAAGAAGAAGUUAAAGAAGUUGAACUUGCAGAAUAUGAGGCUGCGAUGCUUCCAGUUGAAGAACAAAGGACUGCUCUUUCUACGGAAGAUGUUGAACUUGCAAAUUAUGUGACUGCACAGCUUCAAGAUGAUAAAGUUGUUUCUGUUGCUGCUGCUGAAGAACAAAGGACUGCUUUUUCUAUGGAAGAAAUUGAACUCGCAAAUGACGUGGCUGCACAGCUUCAAGAUGAUCAAGACCUUGCAGAUUAUAUUAGAUAUCAGUUCUUGCAGAACCAUGAGGAUAGAUUUACAGUUUAA
Messenger RNA from Mercurialis annua (annual mercury), 1071 nucleotides. RefSeq lists its product as uncharacterized. Bases 1 to 1071 code for a protein of 356 amino acids. Gene Ontology annotation, biological process: regulation of DNA-templated transcription; system development. Lineage: Eukaryota; Viridiplantae; Streptophyta; Magnoliopsida; Malpighiales; Euphorbiaceae. Gene Ontology annotation, molecular function: DNA binding. The record is from RefSeq and is a predicted model, not a curated record. The transcript has a single exon.